CUUUUCUCUUUUCACUUCAACCUUGCCUUUAUCUCUUUCUGCUCUUUCUUUUUACAUGUUACUUGUUGCACAAACAAACGUGUAUGAUGGAUCACGGCGUCCUUAUUGUUAGAUGACCUUGAAUAUUGUAUUUGGUUUUGGGUUUGAUGGUUUUUUUUCAUUGUUAUAAUACAACUAACAAGUUGUUAGCUUUGUUUGAGAAUAUUUUCAAGUAGUCAAAUUUCUGCAUGCGUUUGUUCUUCCUUAAUCUUUAUCAUGUUUCUGUUCAUUAAUCAUCUUUAGAUUUCUUUAAGCUCACGUUUAAAAAAAAAAAAAGCCAACAAUUUUUUUGGCUUUGGAAAAUCCUUGUAAACGUCAAUUUUACAAAUUUAGUCGUUUUUCCUAUUUUAUUGAUCAUAUUUAGAGUAAAAGUAGGGACUUCAAAUCGUAAAUAUUUUCCAGAACAAAACGGGUGUUAAAGUUUUCAAUUUGGUUUCAAGGCUAAUCCAAAAGAAAAAAAAAAAAAAAACCCCCACCUUGUUAUAUGGUUGGCCUAUGAACUUUCAACUUUUGAAUUCAGUUUACAUGCUAAACUUCUUCUUUUGAUCUUGGUAAUUUUCUCUUUAAAAGUUUUGAUUUUCUGCUUUACCCAUAAUUCAUCAUUAAUGAAACAAGAUCAAAUUUUGAAUUGUUUCCAAUUUUUUUAGUUGAAUCAAUUUCUUGAUUAUCGUUGUUAUGUUAGAAAAGUAAGAUCAUUUUAUUUUUCUGUUUCUAAUUUUAGGAUCUUUUUGUGAACUUUGAAUGGUAGAUUUGAUUGCAUGCUCUUCAUGAAUUCAAGAACCACUGGAUCAUCCACUGUUUCCUGUGAAUCGGGAAACAAGAACAACUUCUUCUUCUGGAUCUUGUUCUGCUUGCUUCCAAAGUUUCUUGGAACUCCUAUCACAUACGUCAGCUUUAUAUUGAUCAAGGCCAUUGAUAGGAGUUCUGCAGUAGUGCACAUUUAGGAGACUUUGAGAGGGGGGGGUUGAGCCUUACUCAUCAGUCGUGUUUCAGUUAGCCAAUUUGCCUCUUUGAUGAUAUGGUUUCCUCACAGUUAACUGGUUUGACCAAGGGUCGUACAUGUAAAACAUUUGAUCCUAAGUUCCUGUUUCCUCCUCUAGGAGCUGUUGCACCCGAGCAGGUUGAGUUAGAUUUCUCCGAUGUGUUCGGCCCCCUACCAGUUCAGGCUUCAAUAGAAGUCAACUGUGGUGAACUAGACAGCACCGUUUCUGCUGCAGGUGCAAGUGAGCUCAUUUAUGAUGAACCAGCUAUUGUUUACAGCCGCUCACAUUCUUUGUUCGGCCCCUCUUCUUGUGUCAGUCAAUCCUUGAAGCUAAGCAAACUCACUUUACGUGAGACGGGGGAUUCAGUGGAUAUAAUAGAGUGUGUUAAGGAAGAAACCAUCAACGAAGUUGAGGAGCACUCUUUUGGAGAUGGUGGUGAUGAGAAGUCCCCUAGAGAUGUUAAUGGAGAUCACUCGAAGGUUGGGAGCAUAGGCAUUGAGGAUUUUGAGGUUUUGAAGGUUGUUGGGCAGGGUGCAUUUGGAAAAGUAUAUCAGGUUAGGAAAAAGGGCACACCAGAAAUUUAUGCAAUGAAGGUCAUGCGCAAGGACAAGAUAAUGGAGAAGAAUCAUGCCGAGUACAUGAAAGCUGAGAGGGAUAUUUUAACAAAAGUUGAUCAUCCUUUCAUUGUCCAGCUCAAAUACUCAUUCCAAACCAAAUAUAGGCUGUACCUUGUUCUGGAUUUCAUUAACGGGGGCCACCUUUUCUUUCAGCUUUAUCACCAUGGUCUUUUCAGAGAGGAUCUGGCUCGUCUCUACACUGCUGAGAUUGUUUCUGCAGUGUCGCACCUUCAUGCAAAUGGCAUAAUGCACAGGGAUCUUAAGCCUGAAAAUAUUCUUUUGGACGCUGAUGGCUAUGCAAUGUUGACUGAUUUUGGCCUGGCUAAGCAAUUUGACGAAAAUACAAGAUCAAACUCAUUGUGUGGAACAGUGGAAUAUAUGUCACCUGAAAUAAUUACUGGGAAGGGACAUGAUAAGGCUGCUGACUGGUGGAGUGUUGGGAUUUUAUUAUAUGAAAUGCUUACUGGAAAGCCCCCUUUUAUAGGUGGAAACAGGGAAAAAAUUCAGCAAAAGAUUGUUAAGGAGAGGAUAAAGCUGCCCACCUUCCUUUCUGGUGAAGCACAUUCUCUGUUGAAAGGGCUGCUACAUAAAGAUGUCAGCAAGCGCCUGGGAAGUGGACCAACCGGAAGUGAGGAAAUUAAGCGACACAAGUGGUUCAAACCAAUCAACUGGAAAAAACUAGAGGCGAGGGAAAUCCAACCCUGUUUUCGUCCUGAAGUUGCUGGGAAGCAUUGCAUUGCCAACUUUGAUAAGCAAUGGACUAACAUGCCAGUGUCGUUUUCUCCAGCUUCUAGCCCAAAGACCAAUGUAAACCCUUUCACUGAUUUUACUUACAUAAGGCCUGUAACACCCUUUCCUUCAGAGUAGUUCCCUCUGUUACUGUGUUUCGGCUUGGACCACACGAUUACGUGUUUGAAAAGAUCUUUGCGUUUUGCUCACUUAUAGCAAGCCUGAAAUAGUAUUUAGUUUGGAAGCCCAUUUAGUACGUUUUUAAUCAAACUGGUUUCAAAUAAGGAA
This is a messenger RNA of Durio zibethinus, 2656 nucleotides long. The record is from RefSeq and is a predicted model, not a curated record. NCBI's taxonomy places the organism in Eukaryota, Viridiplantae, Streptophyta, Magnoliopsida, Malvales, Malvaceae.